GCUUCUUGACCCCAUAGAGUGGUUAGGACAACACACAGACAACUACAAUGAUAGCUUUGCUGCUGCUGGCGCUGGUCGCUCAUUCUUUUGCUCUGCCUCUGCCGUCUGAGGACAACAACAGGCUUUUAGCAGAGAAGUACCUCCGCCGGUUCUAUGACCUACCAGCUGCUCUCCAAGGCAAGUCGUCAGGUACCUUUGAGACCAAGAUCAAGGCGAUGCAGAGAUUCUUCAAUCUCAAGGUAUCAGGGAAUCUGGAUGACAACACUUUGGAGGUGAUGAAGCUGGCCAGAUGUGGCGUCCCAGACAUUGGGGAAUACAACCACUUCCCCCGACACCUCAAAUGGCAAAAUAACAAUGUCACAUUCAGGAUAGUGAAUUAUACACCAGAUCUGAAGAAGUCUGAUGUAAACAGAGCCAUCCGCACUGCACUGAACGUUUGGUCUGACGUCACCCCGCUGACCUUCAAGAAGCUGCACGAGGGCAACGCCGACAUUAUGAUCAGUUUUGGAGCAAAAGAGCAUGGAGACUAUAACCCUUUUGAUGGGCCUAAUGGAUUGCUGGCCCACGCCUACCCACCCGGCCCAGGUAUCGGAGGAGACACUCACUUUGAUGAGGAUGAACACUGGAGCAAAGAUUCAUCAGCUUACAACCUGUUUAUAGUGGCGGCCCAUGAGUUGGGCCACGCCCUCGGUAUGUCCCAUUCCACAGACCCGGGCGCUCUGAUGUACCCUGUCUACUCGUACGCUACAGGCUUCCCGCUGUCUGAAGAUGACAUUGAAGGCAUUCAAGCUCUCUACGGCCCAAACCCAAACCAUAGGAAAGUGAAGCCUAAGCCUGACGCACCAAACAAAUGUGACCCCAUGUUAAGUUUUGAUGCUGUCACAGAGCUCAGAGGGGAAACCAUCAUCUUCAAAGACAGAUUCUACUGGCGUCUCCAUCCUCAGAUGCCGGAGCCAGAGCAGACGCUGAUCAAAUCCACGUGGCCCUCCAUCCCCAACAAGGUGGACGCAGCAUACGAGAACUCAGAGAAGGAUGUAGUCAUCAUAUUUAGCGGGAUCCGAAUGUGGGCUUUGAAUGGGUACGACCUUGUGGAUGGUUACCCAAAAUACAUACACAAACUUGGACUUCCCAAGAAAGUAAGGAAAAUAGAUGCAGCUGUGCACAUCCGAGACACUGGGAAAACUCUCCUCUUCACUGAUGAGGACUAUUGGAGCUAUGAUGAAGCAACAAGCACCAUGGACAGUGGCUACCCACGAACCAUUGAGGAAGAUUUUCCUGGGAUGGAUGACGAGGUCGAUGCUGCUGCUUAUCACUAUGGACAUUUGUAUUUCUUCCAUGACCACAUACAGUACGAGUACAGUUACACCUCCAGGAAAGUCAUUCGCAUCCUGAGGACCAACUCCAUUCUCAACUGCUGAUGAGGUGGUCCACAACUGUCAGUAGCAGCACAUACCCACAACAAACAGAAUCUAAACAAGAAGAAGAAGAUGCAGUUUAUUGAAUGAGCAGGAAGAAAACGGAGACAUGCAGUGUAGUGUUGACCUGUUACAGUACAAGAUUUUUGUCAAGUUAAGAAAAAAAGUGUAUUUUUACUAGUGCUGGACACCUGUGUAAAAUUUGUCAGACACAGAAUGCUGGAAAAUUCCUCAGAAAUACCUUACAUUAUUUAUUUUACAUCUCUGUAUUUGUACAAGCUUCACAAUGGACGGCAAGAUCCUUAGCAGGUUAAGUUUCUUGCCUGUAACAGUUGGCUUGGCUGUUUUGAGAGCUCAUUAUUUUACUAUUUGUUUCAUUAACUUAAUAUUUCAACAAAGCGCUUAGCAGUUUAAUAUAUUCUGUUUGUCCUUAGAUUUUUGUAGGAUUUGUUAAUUAUAAUAAAGCAGAGAAAUUAAAGCGGGACUCACGAUCUUGGUGAUGAAGAGCUGAACACAAAGUAAUGUUGUCCCAUUAAGUGACAUUUUGAAGGGAGCUCUCAUACAAGGUUGAAUUUUAAUUAUUAUUUUUAUAACAUUGGAGACACUACUCUGCACAGACAAAUUGUUUCUGCAUAUUGAAUAUGCCAAAGAUGAAAUGUAAUUUUAACGCACUGACAUAUUUUGACAUAUGUCACAUGUGUGAAUUUUCUUGUCAGUAUUUUCAAAAACUUUUGGCAAAUCAUUUAUUAAAUAAAAUGUAAGUAAACUAAGGCAAGCU
This is a messenger RNA of Micropterus salmoides (largemouth bass), 2193 nucleotides long. It is a transcript of the gene mmp13b, whose product is annotated as matrix metallopeptidase 13b. The transcript has 11 exons. Gene Ontology annotation, molecular function: metalloendopeptidase activity; zinc ion binding. The record is from RefSeq and is a predicted model, not a curated record. Gene Ontology annotation, biological process: extracellular matrix organization; proteolysis; collagen catabolic process. The coding region runs from base 48 to 1418 and encodes 456 amino acids. Gene Ontology annotation, cellular component: extracellular matrix. Lineage: Eukaryota; Metazoa; Chordata; Actinopteri; Centrarchiformes; Centrarchidae.